This is a messenger RNA of Triticum aestivum (bread wheat), 1084 nucleotides long. RefSeq lists its product as uncharacterized. Lineage: Eukaryota; Viridiplantae; Streptophyta; Magnoliopsida; Poales; Poaceae. The transcript has 2 exons. Bases 116 to 1084 code for a protein of 322 amino acids. The record is from RefSeq and is a predicted model, not a curated record.
UUGGCAUCGGACUGGAAAACAAAUCGAAGUUUAUUUUCCUGCGAUUCCAGAAUAAGACGGAGAGACGGAACGAAAGGGCUAUAUUUACUUCUCGUGAUCUCGUGUCGUAGCCAAAAUGUACAACCUCCAUCGGGACGGAUCGGAACUUUUUUCCACCUAUUCUCGUCCCUCGACAAUGGCUGGCGGUGGCGGCAGUGCCGCCGCCAGAUCGCGGACACAACCUGCAAGAGGGCGGCAGCAGACGACAGCCUCGCUGCCGUUGGACGUGCUGCUGGACAUCGCGACGCGCACCGACCCGGCCACCUACGUGCGCUGUGCCGCCACUUGCGUGGACAUGCGCUGCCGCGUCAAGGAACACAUCAGCCUCUGUGGCCCCCUCCGCCUCCAGCACGGCGACCGCUUCGUGCUCCCCCUCCUGCGCGGCCACCUGAUCCGCGGGCAUCAGUACGACGACCGCGGGCGCUAUCCCAAGAAGGAGCUGUUCCUAGUGGACACCGCCGCUGCGGACGACACCACAAUGCACAGGGCCACCACCAUCAGCAGCUUCCCGCUCGCGUCGCGCGAUGGCCUCGUCCUCUUCCGCGUUGACAAAGAGCUCCGCGUUUGCGACCAGGCCACGGGCAGCACCCACACCCUGCCACCUGAACCAGCCUUCCCUGUGCGUGUGAGCCGUGGGGCGGCUAGAGAGAUAAGUUAUGUCUUGCUCGUCGGCGGCCAUAACGAUGAUGGUACGAUCGCCGCUGGCUCGCAUUUUCAAGUGGUCAUGGCAUAUCUAGACGUGUCACAGCACCGCCGCUGCCUACAGCUCCAAACUUUCUCGUCGGAGCAUGGCACGUGGGGCCACUACACUGAGAUCCGGGCUCACAACCUGCAGGGCAGCCGCUUGGCAGGAGGCCUCGGCAGGACCCUAAUCGUCGGUGGUGCUAUGCACUGGUUGUGCACGACCAACACCGGGGCCUAUGUCCUCAAGCUCCAUGUCAAAACGGCACACGUGUCGGCGAUGCUGCUCCCCGAUAGCUUUCCUCGGGGUGGGUCACACUUCUCGGCUUCAGUUUGUGAUUGUUCAACAACUAUGGAUCACUAG